AUGGUUCUUUCGGCCAAGUUGGUUCUGGCAAGUCGCGACAGGUUCUGCUACUCAACCUACAACCUCUACAUUCUGGGCUUCCUCCCCCUCUCUUCCACCGACCUCCCUCUUCCACCGCCUCCCUCUUCCACUGACCUCCCUCUUCCACCGCCUCCCUCUCCCACUGACCUCCCUCUUCCACCGACCUCCCUCUUUCACCGACCUCCCUCUCCCACUGACCUCCCUCUUUCACCGACCUCCCUCUUCCACCGCCUCCCUCUUCCACUGACCUCCCUCUUCCAACGCCUCCCUCUCCCACUGACCUCCCUCUUCCACCGACCUCCCUCUUUCACCGACCUCCCUCUCCCACCGACCUCCCUCUUUCACCAACCUCCCUCUUCUACCGACAUCCCUCUUUCACCGACCUCCCUCUUUCACCGACCUCCCUCUUUCACCGACCUCCCUCUUUCACCGACCUCCCUCUUUCACCGACCUCCCUCUUCCGCCGACCUCCCUCUUCCACUGACCUCCCAUUUCCCUUCUUCAAUUCCCCCACAUUUCUCCUUCAUUUCCCUCUCCCUUCUCACAAUGCCCCUGUAG
Molecule: messenger RNA, 579 nt
Organism: Hyalella azteca
Lineage: Eukaryota; Metazoa; Arthropoda; Malacostraca; Amphipoda; Hyalellidae
Product: proline-rich receptor-like protein kinase PERK2
Exons: 2
Coding region: 1-579 (192 amino acids)
Source: RefSeq, a predicted model, not a curated record